Molecule: messenger RNA, 1238 nt
Organism: Rhodamnia argentea
Lineage: Eukaryota; Viridiplantae; Streptophyta; Magnoliopsida; Myrtales; Myrtaceae
Product: cadmium-induced protein AS8
Exons: 4
Coding region: 558-1088 (176 amino acids)
Source: RefSeq, a predicted model, not a curated record
CUCUGAUUCCGGUUCACGUCUAUCUUUUAAGCGCAUCAUGUUCGUGUCGUCCACAUUUGAUUCUUUCUCGUUCGACUUCGCUUCCCUGAUGCUUGAAUUCGAAUCAAUGGUGCUUCGGGCGCGGUUCAGUUUCGCCAUGGAUGGCCUUUUGUGGGUUCCUGUCGAUGAAUAAUAAGGAUUCAGUUGGUUUCUCAGCUGCAUGUUUGAACUGAUUGGUAAUAUCUUAGCGCAUUUUGCAUCGAGAGGGGUGGUGAAAGGGUGAGGACGAUGAUGAUUCUAAAAUCUGGGAGGAGGAUCGACGUUCAGUUCAAGGAUGGUGGGUUCCAUUGUCAUAGGGAGUUUUUGUGAAUGAAAGAGCUUGUCCGGCCUCAUAACUUGUUGGUUAUCACAGAAUCUGUCUUAAGCAUUUUUGCCGUUCAUUAGUUUCGAAGGGUUCUUUUUGAAUCCAGUCCUACUAGAAGUUCUUUCUUUUAAAAGCAUUGAGCGGGACAUCUUUCUUUGUGGAAAAGUUCGGUUGAGGACAUAGUUCAGCAUUUGCGAGCUGAAGAUAGGUAGGAAUGAUCAUUAAAGGGUUGUUGAGAAGAUAUGAAAGAUGGAACCCUGUGCAUCCAACUUUUGGAGCCUUUUCGGGCAUGGGAUUUGGUUUAGGAUGUGGUGUUGGAUGGGGUCCUGGUUUUGGCCCUGAGGUGAUUGGCUAUGUCGGAGCUGGCUGUGGUGUUGGGUUUAGCGUGGGCUUCACUGUGGCUGGCUUUGGCAUCGGUCUUCCUGCCAAUUACCUCUUUGAAGUUCCGCACAAUGUAGUUACGGCAGUUAGAAGUACUGCUUCAGAGUUCGGCCAAUUUGGUGGUCUCAUUUCAAGGAAAAGCAUUGCCGGGGGUGGCUGGAAUAUUGCACCACACAUCUCGGUCUUCCAUACAGAAGCUGACAGAAAGCUGUCUAGCUUUAGGAGAAAACAUUUUCUUCAACCAACAUCCAACUUGUUUGACCUGAAUUUUCCGUUACAAUCUGGGGAUGUCUGGAAAUGUCUCGGAGCAUUUGGCAGUCGACUCGUUCAUCCUCGUAAGGCUGAUGUCGGAAAACAGGGUUGACAGUUCACCAGUCGACAAAAAGGAAUUUGAUCUAACUGGCUGCCUUGCAUUACGGGAGGCGGGUGGAUACGUAAGCAAAAUGUAAAGAAACUGAUUCCAAUGCAAGGAAUAACUGCUUGGGUUUUUGACAUUACGAGACUUGCUAAGUGU